GCAGAGGCUGCAUUCCAUCUAGAGAUUCUUAAGAUUAGGAGGACUGGUAUCUAAAGUGGGUCAUCAAGAAAACAGAAACGUGAGAAAACGCCUGCAAGUCCUUUUCAGUUUUCUUAUGAAAAGGUGGCAAAAUAUUACUAAAGAAAAAAAGGAAUGGCUGGGCGGUGACGUCAGGUCAGAAGCAGGAAUGAAACACACCAGUACUGCAGAUCAAAAUUGCAGCCGAUGAGUAACUAGAGAUGCAGGUGACCAUGCAGGAAUGCUGAGACAACUCUCUCAAAAUGGUUUCUAGGACACCCCAGUUUCCUUUCUUAAUAAGCACUCUGAGUCUCUGUACAGUCCUUGUACCCCUCGCUGCAGCUAAACCCCACAACAGCACCCUCAUCUACCACAACAACAACAACAACAACAGCGUCCGCAACUGCAGCUGUGCCUCCAGGGUCGAGGACUGCAACAAAGCCCAGGCAAACAUGCUGUGCAGCUGCAGGACAGUCCCUCUGUCCAGCAUCACAGGCAGCACUGGGUUUACCUAUCAGGGCGGGCUGACAGUUUGGCUGAAGGACCCAUGGGUACUCAGGCUGCUGGUUAACUACAGUUCUGUGCCAGAUCUCAGGCUUGCCGCAUGUGGGGCCAAUCCCCUCCCCCCAGAGUACCUGACCGUGUUCGGUUUAAAGAGGCUGAGGAUAUACAAUAGCGCCGUGGGGGUGGAGUUCCCAGAGCAAGGCCUCAGCAUAGAAGGCUUGGAGAAAGCUAGAGGCAAACAAAGACCAUUGCCUCAAGAGACCCCACACAUAUCCUUCAUGGUUUCCUUUCUGGACCUGGCCCUACUUAAUGGUGGCUCUUCUCUGAAAGCCUACAGUGUGAAACAUCUCCCCAGCAUUGGGGGAUAUUUCCCAAACCUCCUCUUCCCCAGCCCCUUUGAGCCAGCUGACAGCCAACAUUGCCUAGUCACCUUCAUCUACUAACAUGAAACUAAUAAUUAAAAGAAAAAAAAAACUUUUGGUUUAUGGAUCACAAGCUGUUUUUUAGAAAGGCAAUCGAGUACCACAUGAUAUGUCUCCAUUGAACAUAAAUUAUGUGAGUUUUUUGUAAAGCAGGUAUGAAGAAUAAUAUAUAAUUCCUAAUGACUAAAUGAUGGUUCAAAUUAAUAUUCAGUGUUUAGACAGUGUUUAGAAUUGCUGAUAUUUUAAAAAUCACUGUAAAUGUACUCAUAUAACAAAAACAUUUUUAAAAAAAACCUGAAACCAACCUGAAUGUAUACCUGCUGUACUUAGUAUAGCAGCAGUGUGGAGUAGUGGUUAGGGCUGUGGACUCUUGACCGGAGGGUUGUGGGUUCAAUUCCAGGUGGAGGACACUGCUGCUGUACCCUUGAGCAACGUACUUUACCUAGAUUGCUCCAGUAAAAACCCAACUGUAUAAAUGAGUAAUUGUAUAUUAUGUAUAACACUAUGUAACACAAUUUUUGUUCCUGGGUAGUAAGUGUUAUUUCCUAAUUGCUUAUGCCUCAAAAGUAUAGAAAAUGGCUAUUAUUCCCCACAAACUUUGCUUUUGUGACCAGGACAGUGAUAUUUUGAAAUUUACCUAUUUCCAAUGAGAAAACGGGCGAAUUUGUGUCUUUUCGUUCACAUAAAGUCAGAAAAAAACAACAUAUGAAUCCAAAUUAACAUGUAUGUAUACUAAAGUAAUACAAAAAUGACUACAAAAGGUUUAGAAGUGAGUAGUCUUUUUGGUUGGGGUAGUAUGGGUUUCUCUCCUCAGCUCCACCUCUGAAAUUGUCAUCUGGAUCUACAACGUCUUCCUCGCUCUCUGACUUGCUGCUCUCUUCUAAAGACGGCUGCUCUCUCUCCGGAGGAGUGGAUACGGGGAGCUCAUGGCAGUGUGGCACCGGGGCGAUGGAUGAAGGAAGGUCCGGAUACGUGAUAGCAGGUGCAUUCUUGCCAGUCCGACGUUUGGAAGGGUCCACCAUGCAGAAGUAGCAGUUGCUUGAGUGGUCAGUGGGUUCCCGCCAAAUUCUUGGGAUAGCGAACUUCAUGGCUCUCUUUUCCCCUCUGUACCAUCCUACAAAAAUACAUUUAUUUCACCCAUGACUAAUGUGUAAGAGAUUCUCGCAACAUUUUUCAUAUAUGAUAUAUUUUUUCAAUAACAUUGAAAAUUGUAAAACAUUUUAAAAUUAAAAACUUUUACAAUUUUAAAAAUGUUAACAAAUUUUAUAACAUAAAAUUCCGAGCAACAAUUGUCCAUCUUACCUUCCAGAGUUUUUUUGCAGUGCUCGCAGGUGAAAUGAGGUGCCCAGGGUUUGUCUUGAUCCCCGACAGGCAUGCCGAAAUAUGCCUUGUAGGCCUCACACAUCUUAGCAGAUGCUUCCACGGAGUACUUUUUCGCUCUUGUCUUGAUAAAUUGGCCGCAGACAUAGCAAAAUGCGUCUGCCGAAUGCUUGCAGCCUGUUGAUGCCAUCUCAGAAAAAUGCAGAUAUAUAUCCACUUAGGCAGCUGGAACUAAACUGAACUGGUGGGCUUAAGGCCCCUGUAUUUAUACUACUAUUUAUAUUACUGGAAAGUUCUAGAAAGUUCUAGAAGUUACUCCAAGUUUACUCAGCACUGAAUCUAACUGGAAUGUUCUGGAAAAUAGGUAAAUUUCAAAAUAUCACUGUCCUGGUCACAAAAGCAAAGUUUGUGGGGAAUAAUAGCCAUUUUCUAUACUUUUGAGGCAUAAGCAAUUAGGAAAUAACACUUACUACCCAUGAACAAAAAAAAAUAAUAAUUGUUACACGGUGUAAUCUGCAUAAUGUGAAAUAAUGUGAUAACUUGUAACUCUGGAUAAGGGCGUCUGUUAAGAAAUAAAUAAUAAUAAUAAUAAUAAUAAUAAUAAUAAUAAUAAUAAUAAUAAUAAUACUGUAUAGUAAUAAUGUAAUGGAGCUAAUUGAAUUAAUCCAGCUGUUGUAGAGCUGAGCAGUGGCAUUCACAAGCACUAGGAUUCUCAUCACGGCUUUUCACCCAAUCUCAAAAAAACAUAAAGAUUGUUAUGGCAAUACAAUAUAGUGUUUAACCCUCAGUGAUAUUAACAGCUGUAAGUACACUGUAACAACAAACCUCAUGCCUGGCACAGCUAUCAGUGAAGGUUCAGGUAGACACAGUGAUCUUACUUUCCUCAGAAUAACUUUCACUUGCUGAUAUGUGCUCUGCUGUAAAUAAAAUAAGUAUUCUGCACAGAAAAGGAACA
Acipenser ruthenus (sterlet) is the source of this 3219-nucleotide messenger RNA. RefSeq lists its product as uncharacterized. The transcript is spliced from 3 exons. The record is from RefSeq and is a predicted model, not a curated record. Bases 282 to 965 code for a protein of 227 amino acids. NCBI's taxonomy places the organism in Eukaryota, Metazoa, Chordata, Actinopteri, Acipenseriformes, Acipenseridae.